AUGAGCGAUUUUGCUUUUCCUUAAAUCUCUUUGUUACCGGAAACGAUGAGUCAUGUGACAAUUAAAUAACAGGACUUUCUGCGUUGGCUUUUAGCUUUUUGCUCUGCUUUGAGUGUUGUGGUUGGAGUCUCUCUUAGGUAAACCAGAAUGCAGUAUUUAUUCUGUAUCACAGCACUUCUUGCUUUUGCUUCAGGGAAAGCAUCUGACACUGAGCUAUCCAAUAGUGAGCUCCUGCUGUCACUCAACAAGGAUCUGCUGCGCUCUCUAGAGAUACAAGAAGGCCUCCCCAAUCCCAGUGUGCACUUGGCUUUACGGCUGUCUGAUCGGCACAACCUUGCCAAGGAGAAUGAACACCUGAAUAAACUGAAAACUAAUUUUCACAAUGACCUUCAAAAUUCUCUGUCGAACAACAAGGCUGUGGUCGGCCGCUUGGCACUGUACACACUGGCUUUGAAAUCAUCCUGUUUCGACCUCAACACCGUUUCCUUUACUGUCUGCGAACAAACUGAGACACUGCUGACCCACCUUAAAAAGCAGAUGGAUCAGGAAAAAACACAUAUUGCACACAGCAACCGCCCAUUGACCAAUUAUUACCAGUACUCUCUGGGUGUACUGGCCCUCUGUGUGACUGGCAUCAGGGUCAACAACCACGUCAGCCAAAAGCUCAUCAAGGCAGUGGAGCAUGAAGGCUUUAAACAUGGAGAUUCUGACAGUAUUGAUACCUAUGCCAUGGCUGGUAUGGCACUUCAGUGUGUAAAGAACGCUGGUUCCCAUGUGCACAAUGCUGAAGAGCUUGAUUCAGCUCUUAGCAAGACCAAACAGAAGCUCCUUUCCUCACGUGGCACCGAUGGUCAUAUUGGCAAUAAAUUCAGCACAGGCCUUGCAGUCCAGGCCUUAUUGGCAAUGGGCAGCCAGGUUUCAGACAGUGAUGCUGCCAUGGAGGCCAUGAGAACUGAUGCCAGGAACAAUAAUUACCACAACCCCAUGGCCAUAUCUCAGACUCUGCCAGCUCUCCAGCAGAAAUCCUACCUGGAUAUUAAAGACAAAGAAUGCUUAAAUGAAGACAACACUCUGGUCCUGGAGCAAAGGGAGCCUGUGGUGAAGACACCAAGCAAGACCAAAGUGAAUGUGACUGUGAACGUGGUGACAUUCAGUGGGGACUCUACUCCUUACAGUGUGGCUGUGCCACAAGGCAGUUCUUUGCUGGAAGCCCUUGAACUUCUCCAGGAGGAAAAUGUUGGCUUCACGUUUGAGAAGGAAUCCAGCCUGUGGGGACCUUUCCUGAGUGUGGUAAAUAAAGAACAGGCCAGACAAGGCGACCGCAGAUACUGGCAUCUCUCCUCAAAUGGCCAGGCGCUCACUCAGGGUAUCGGGGAUUACAGGAUUGACAUGGCUCAAACCAUCACCAUCAAAAACAUAAGUUACUAAGUGCUGUUUGGUUUAUGGAUCAAAAUAAAUUAAGAUCAUUAAUGAAUUAAUGGCAGCUUUCAAGGUGAAAUUACAAAUCAGUAGUAAUUGAUUGUGUGAAAUUUUCUGUAUACUAGCACAAUUGUAAAAAAGGUAUUUGACGGAUUUGAACUGAUUGUUAAAUGUCUGUUCAAAUGUUCCACAGUAUGUAUGUGAUUGUGCUUCUUUUCAGUUUGAAAUAGUUUCAAAUGUAUUCUUGCUACAAAAAGUGUUGACAAAGUUGAACAAAAAGCAGAGUUUUGUUUUAAAUUUCUCAAAGGCUGAUUCUGCUUGAUCCAGUGUAACAUUUUUUCCUGUAAAUGAUUAAAAUCUUUUUCUGACCUUUGACUGUGAUUAAAUUUUUGUAACAUGUCAUCAUAUUUGUUCCACU
This is a messenger RNA of Thalassophryne amazonica, 1837 nucleotides long. RefSeq names its product transcobalamin II (gene tcn2). Lineage: Eukaryota; Metazoa; Chordata; Actinopteri; Batrachoidiformes; Batrachoididae. The coding region runs from base 148 to 1428 and encodes 426 amino acids. Gene Ontology annotation, molecular function: cobalamin binding. The record is from RefSeq and is a predicted model, not a curated record. The transcript has 10 exons. Gene Ontology annotation, biological process: cobalamin transport.